This is a messenger RNA of Ochotona princeps (American pika), 939 nucleotides long. Its product is annotated as casein kinase I-like. Gene Ontology annotation, biological process: signal transduction; endocytosis; peptidyl-serine phosphorylation. The annotation marks the transcript as partial. The record is from RefSeq and is a predicted model, not a curated record. Gene Ontology annotation, cellular component: cytoplasm; nucleus. The transcript has 6 exons. Lineage: Eukaryota; Metazoa; Chordata; Mammalia; Lagomorpha; Ochotonidae. Gene Ontology annotation, molecular function: protein serine/threonine kinase activity; ATP binding.
AUGGCGCUACCGGAGGUGAAACGGUCGUUACUGCAACAGCAGCAACAGUCUGCGAGUACGAGCAGCUCGACACAGUUGCAGGCAUUGAAAGAUAUGAAAGUAGCUGGAGUAUGGAAGAUUGGCAAGAAAAUUGGUUCUGGAUCGUUUGGAGAUAUAUAUAAAGCGACGAACGUACAAACUGGUCAAGAAGUGGCUCUGAAAGUUGAGAGUAUCCGAGCAAAGCAUCUACAGCUACUCUACGAAUACCGCCUCUUACGACACUUACAGGGAGGCGAAGGGAUAGCGCAGGCGUAUUGCUGCGAGUCAGAGGGCGAUUACAACGUUAUGGUCAUGGAGCUACUUGGACCUUCCCUAGAAGACACGUUCAACUUGUGCAACCGCGUCUUUUCUCUCAAAACAAUUUUGCUGCUCGCAGACCAAUUUCUUCAGCGAGUUGAGUAUAUACACAACAGAAGUUUCAUUCAUAGAGAUAUCAAGCCUGACAACUUCCUUCUCGGAGGCGCGGAUCAUCAAGACACUAUAUACAUAAUCGACUUCGGCCUGGCGAAGAAAUAUAGAGACCCUCGUACACACCAACAUAUACCAUAUAGGGAAAACAAAAAUUUGACGGGAACUGCACGCUACGCAUCAAUCAGCGCUCACUUAGGCUCUGAGCAGAGUCGUCGUGAUGACCUCGAAGCUGUUGGAUAUGUUCUUAUGUACUUCUGCAGAGGGGGCACAUUGCCAUGGCAGGGUAUCAAAGCCAAUACAAAACAAGAGAAAUAUCAUAAAAUUAUGGAGAAGAAAGUGGCGACGUCUGUUGAGUCUCUUUGCAAAGGAUAUCCACCGGAAUUUGCGACUUACCUAAAUUACUGUCGCUCUCUGCGUUUUGAAGACCGCCCUGACUACGCCUACCUGCGGCGACUAUUUAAAGACCUCUACAUACGCAAAGGCUACAAU